Molecule: messenger RNA, 949 nt
Organism: Triticum aestivum (bread wheat)
Lineage: Eukaryota; Viridiplantae; Streptophyta; Magnoliopsida; Poales; Poaceae
Exons: 1
Coding region: 117-629 (170 amino acids)
Source: RefSeq, a predicted model, not a curated record
CCCAUCUCAGUUUACCCAAACCGGCAGGGCAGCGAACCACCGGAGCUCAACUGACAUACCAAAGCCACAGCCUCUCCUGAGUCCCAACUGCUCCACCUCCCUCCUCUAAUCUCUCAAUGGCGACGGCGUCUGCGAGUCGGCCCAGCGGCCAUGUCCUUUUGAGUCCCUUUCCCAACUACCAAUCCGCCUCGCUCACCCGUGUCAAGCUCUCCGCCGGCGGCUCGCCGGUGAAGUUUGUCAGCGUCUCGUCUCCUCCAUCCUCUCCCGUGGGCGGCGCCGCCAAGAUCCGUCGGUCCUGUAUGUGCUCCCCGACGAACCACCCGGGCUCGUUCCGUUGCAGCCUCCACAAGGAGCGCAAGGAGGGCUCCCCCGCCGCCGGCAGCUGCAGCAAGCCCGUCUCCCCGCCUUCGCCGCCGCCCAUCGGCAGCGGCUGCUCUAGGCGCAUGGUAAACGUGCUAGCGCAACGCGUCCCCAUGGGGAGCGGGCACUGGGCACGCAAGGCGCUCGCGCCGUCCCACGCGCUGCAGCAGCUUCAGCAGAGGAAGCGCGCCGACCGGUUUCGAGCCGGGCCCAGCCGGCUCUCCGCCGCAUCCAUGGCCGGAGGCCGCGCAGGCGGCAGCAACCAGUAAAAAAACUAGCGUCGACAUGCCAUAGCAGUACAUACUGUACACAGGAAAGAAACUCCCAGAAUAAUUCCGGUCGCUGUAUAGAAGAUCGGUGGGGAUUAGGCCACAAGGCUGGAGUUUUAAGACGAGACCCAAUUCCAUCCCGGCCUGAUCAAUUAGCUAGCUUAUAGUUGUAUAUAGAGUGGCUGUACAUAAAGUGAGCCUCUUAUUUAACUCCGCUGCACAUAGAGUGAGUUUCUCCUCUCUGCUCCACCUGUACAUAGUGAGUGAGCUCUCCUGUUUCUGGAGUGUGGAUGCAUCUCCCCUGUUUCAGUUUUGGAUAA